UCCGCGUCUGGUGGGAGAUCGAGGGAAUGAAGAGAUGGGUUGCGGCCGGCCAAGGACAACCGGCCGCCGAGUCUCCGCCGGCGGCGGAAGGAGAGAGGCCGCCGGGAACGGAAAGGUGAGGAGAAAGUGCGGGGAAAUUUACCUGGGGAGAGCAGAAAAAGCGAAAGGAGCGAAAAAACGAAAAAGAAGAAAAAGGGGUAGGACAAUGUGGGGCGGCCAGCGGCCGGGCGGCUGUGCGCCGCACGUGUGCACGUGACCCUCGCUACUUUUUCCAGGCGGCUUCGGGGCAGGCGUGCUCCUCUGCGGGAGCCCGCAUGGGAUCUAGCCGUGCGACCCGCCGAAGUUCUAAACUGGACGACUUUAAUGACGGUGCAAGAGUUUCCGGAAUUGGAUUGUGUCCAGUAGAUAGGUUGCAGGAUCUCGUCAUGCGAUUACCCAUUAAGAGAAAGAUGAUCUCGAUCCUGCAAAAUCUUAGCUUCUGAAGGGGCGGGGACAGAGAAAAUCUGCACGAAAGUUUUGUCUUUUCGAAGUGUUGGAGGAGUAAAAUUUAAUGGGUGCCUGCAAAUUCUUAUUAGCGGGUGGGAUAAAUGAUUUAGUACGAGAAUGUAGACAUCGAUAUUACCAAGAUUUUUCGUGGGGGCAGUGAUGUUUCCUUGCCAAGAUACAUAUGAGAUUACAGUCAAGUAUUGAGAGAAAGUGGAAAAACCAAGCAAAAUGAGGGUGUUUCUGCCCAGUCAAAAUUGAAGCGGCCUGUUUUGCCAUCCUUGAUUGUUGGGGACAAAAUGGAGUGGAUUUGGGGAACUUGGUUUCUGGUGGCUGUUCUUACGGUGUGUUGGUAUCGACAUAGAUCAGUGAAGAACAAGAUAUAUGAGAGGCGUGGAGUUCCGAAAGGUAGCUCGGGUUGGCCUCUUAUUGGAGAAACACUUGACUUCAUUGCCUGUGGAUACACUUCCAGACCUGUCAGCUUCAUGGACAAGCGCAAACAUCUGUACGGCAAAGUAUUCAAGACACACAUAUUGGGAACGCCCAUUAUUGUGUCCACAGAUCCUGAUGUGAAUAAGGUGGUUCUGCAAAACCAUGGGAACACUUUCAUCCCUGCUUAUCCUAAAUCAAUUACAGAGUUGCUGGGGCAAAAUUCUAUACUUCAAACGAAUGGAUAUCUUCAAAAGAGGCUUCAUGCGCUGAUUGGGGGCUUCUUAAGAUCGCCGCAAUUUAAAGCUCGUAUAACCAAAGACAUUGAGAACAGUGUUAAACUUACUUUGGCUUGUUGGAAAGAUAUGCACGUGAUACACAUACAAGAGGAAAUUCGAAAGAUCACAUUCGAAGUUCUGGUUAAGAUGUUGAUCAGUAUUGGUCCCGGUGGAGACCUCGACAAUUUAAAGAGAGAUUUUGAGGAAUUCAUCAAAGGUUUGAUUUGUGUACCUAUCAAACUUCCUGGAACAAGACUAUACAAGUCUCUGAAGGCAAAGGAGAGGCUACUAAAGAAGGUCGAAAGAAUUGUUCAAGAAAGAAAACUUUCUAUCGAGGAAUCAGAUGGAAACGGCACACCAAAUGAUGCGCUUGAUGUGCUGCUAUAUGAUAAUGGUGAGCCCAAUGAGAAGCAAUGCCUUCCGAUGGACUUUAUCUGUGGAAAUAUCAUUGAAAUGAUGAUCCCAGGAGAAGAGACUGUGCCCACAGCCAUGACCCUGGCCAUCAAAUUUCUCAGUGAUUCACCUGUUGCUUUAAAGCAGUUGAUGGUGGAAAAUCUGGAAUUGAAGAGGCAGAAGGCUGAUUCUGGUGAUGACUAUGGAUGGACUGACUAUAUGUCUUUGUCAUUUACUCAAAAUGUGAUUAGCGAAACCCUGAGAUUGGCAAAUAUUAUUAACGGGGUGUGGAGAAAAGCAGUGAAAGAUGUUGAAAUUAAAGGUCACUUGAUACCACAAGGGUGGUGUGUUUUGGCAUCCUUUAUCUCCGUACACAUGGAUGAAGACAACUAUGAAGAUCCAUAUGAAUUCAAUCCUUGGAGAUGGGAGAAAACAGGAGCUGCGGUCAAUAACACCUGCUUUACACCAUUUGGGGGUGGACAGAGGCUAUGUCCAGGCCUAGAAUUGUCCAGACUUGAGAUCUCAAUCUUUCUUCAUCACUUUGUCACCACUUACGGUUGGAUAGCUGAAAAAGAUGAGAUUGUCUCCUUUCCGACUGUCAAGAUGAAAAGGAAGCUACCCAUAAAGGUUACACCGUUAAGUGCAACUGUCAUAUGAUUGGCCAAACACAAUUAGGCGGAUGUAUAUUAAUAACCAAGUCAAUCAUAUAGAGUUUUCAGCGGCAUUAGAUGCUCAGAGAGGUCUUGCUUCCUUCAAGGACCAAUAGUGUAGGCACCUUUUGUAAGGCUACACUUCUUUAUGUAACCGAAAAUGCCAUGCACUCCAACCAACUGCAAACUACUAUUUUGUCUUAUUUCUUCUCUGAGAAAAAGUUAAGCAAUCCUUCGCUCAGAUUUUCUGGGAAUAGAAAAGGAUGGCUCAGGAACACAAGGCAAAAGUUUCCCUUGUUGACUUAAUUCGAGCUUAAUUUUUUUCC
Messenger RNA from Eucalyptus grandis, 2559 nucleotides. RefSeq names its product 3-epi-6-deoxocathasterone 23-monooxygenase CYP90C1. The record is from RefSeq and is a predicted model, not a curated record. NCBI's taxonomy places the organism in Eukaryota, Viridiplantae, Streptophyta, Magnoliopsida, Myrtales, Myrtaceae. The transcript is spliced from 10 exons. Gene Ontology annotation, molecular function: iron ion binding; oxidoreductase activity, acting on paired donors, with incorporation or reduction of molecular oxygen, NAD(P)H as one donor, and incorporation of one atom of oxygen; heme binding. Gene Ontology annotation, biological process: brassinosteroid biosynthetic process; sterol metabolic process; multicellular organism development. The coding region runs from base 783 to 2240 and encodes 485 amino acids.